AUGGCGUCUACUAGCGUUCCUGCGAUGGACUUUUCGUGUGCCAUCUGCCUCGACAUCGCCACAGAGCCUGUCGUCACCCGCUGCGGCCACCUCUUCUGCUGGGAAUGCCUCGACCACUGGCUGCACAGCGCGGCUGGCGCGCCAGAAUGUCCAGUUUGCAAAGGCCGCGUCGAUGAGCGGAUGAGUGGCGACAUCAUUCCCUUGUACGGUAAAGGCCGACAGCCAGCAGCAAAGGCGGGCAGUGACCAGGGCACCACCUCCGCACCAGCGACGACGGCGACAUCCUCGACAUCCGCCAAUAAGAGUGCUACGUCCGUUGCUGACCCGGCACAGAGGGCAUUUUUUAGCCGCCCUAGUGCUUACAGUUUUGCCCCCGCUCGAAACGCACGCAAUGCGGCGCAGGGGUCCUCACAACACCAUCAAGAGCCAGAGCAACAGCAGCACCACCCGCGCCCAAGUGCUGAUCGUGCGCCGCCUCACCCCCGCCCGCAGCAGCGUCACCAGUUUCAGAAUGUCCAUAUAAAUCGCGGUAGCAUGCCGCUGACCAUGGGCAGUGGCAUCUUCUUUUUCAGUGGUGGUACAGGGGUGCUCUUCUCUAUUCUCAUUGUGGCGAUAUGGACCCUGUACCACUACGCGCCGUGGCGUGAGUGGGCACAGGUGUCGGCACGCUGGUUCAAUCGCCUGCGUGGCCACCCGGAGCCGACGAACACGAGUCAGGCAGAGCAUGAGGCGGCAGCGGACAGGCCGAACCAGGCACGGACGCAACCAGCUGCCACGCACUCAGCUUCCGCAGUUCCUUUGACGGAGGACCCUAACGACAAUGCUUCACCGCCACCGAUCGUGCGCCAUUUGAUCAUCAGCCUCUUUCUCGUCUUCAUUUCGAUUCAGCUUGUGGCGUACAUGUAG
Molecule: messenger RNA, 906 nt
Organism: Leishmania braziliensis MHOM/BR/75/M2904
Lineage: Eukaryota; Euglenozoa; Kinetoplastea; Trypanosomatida; Trypanosomatidae
Exons: 1
Coding region: 1-906 (301 amino acids)
Biological process (GO): ubiquitin-dependent protein catabolic process
Cellular component (GO): endoplasmic reticulum
Molecular function (GO): ubiquitin-like protein conjugating enzyme binding; metal ion binding; ubiquitin protein ligase activity
Source: RefSeq, a predicted model, not a curated record